UGAUGCAUUCUCGCAAGAAGAAAAGUUCCAAUCAGCUGUUUAAAGGCUUUUAAUGGAGCAAGGAUAUAAUACAAUUUUAAUAUCGGGUCUACCAGGUGUGGGUAAGACGACGUUGGUGCGAAAAAUAUGCGAUGAUCUUCGAGUAUCUUAUGAUUGUCGUGGUUUUAUUACGGAAGAAGUACGGAGUGAUCAGACGCUUGCUCGUGUCGGAUUUGAUGUAGUGACGUUGUGUGACAAGCGCUCGAUAUUGGCAAGAGAGCGCUGCGCAAAUAAUGAACGAAUGGCGAAAUUGGGAAAAUAUUCUGUUUACGUAAAUGAUUUCGAGAGACUUGUUCUCCCUCUGCUUGGCUACCCCAACCCUAAACAAGAUCUUCUGGUGAUCGAUGAGAUUGGAAAAAUGGAAUUAAAAAGCAAAAAAUUUGAAAUUGCUGUAAGUGAGUUAAUUGAUAAAGUUCCAAUUUUAGCAACAGUACCACUCCAACAACGUGGGAAUCUUAAGCUUGUAGAAUAUCUGAAAAACUCCUCUAAAUCACGCUUGUUUGAAAUAAGUGGAAAUAACCGCGAUGACAUUAAGAGUGAAAUUGUAAAAUGCCUUAGACAACGGUUAGGAAAGCCUUCAAUAAAAAUAUGAGCUUUUUAUUUUAAA
Messenger RNA from Anastrepha ludens (Mexican fruit fly), 646 nucleotides. Its product is annotated as nucleoside-triphosphatase THEP1. Gene Ontology annotation, molecular function: ATP hydrolysis activity. Lineage: Eukaryota; Metazoa; Arthropoda; Insecta; Diptera; Tephritidae. The transcript has 4 exons. The coding region runs from base 53 to 631 and encodes 192 amino acids. The record is from RefSeq and is a predicted model, not a curated record.